Molecule: messenger RNA, 201 nt
Organism: Laccaria bicolor S238N-H82
Lineage: Eukaryota; Fungi; Basidiomycota; Agaricomycetes; Agaricales; Hydnangiaceae
Exons: 3
Coding region: 1-201 (66 amino acids)
Source: RefSeq, a predicted model, not a curated record
AUGACUACACCAGGAGAUUGUACCUGCCAAACCAAUUGCGCCUCUUGUGGCCCUGCGGGCGUUGGCUGCACAUGCGAAAAGGACCACUGCAAUUGCGCAGACUGUCCUAAGAAGGCCCAUACCGCUCAGUGCCAUUGCCAAACUGGAGCGGGAGACAGUUGCGGGUGCUUGACAAGCAACAAGCCUUGCAACUGCUCGUAG